AUGGAAGAGCCCCUCCCAGCGACCAGACUAGUUCUGGUGGCCGUAGCGUGCUCGUCCUUGGCGGUGUCCCCCGGCAUGGGAUGCGGACCGGGCCGGGGCUACGGCCGGAGGAGGCAUCCCAAGAAGCUGACACCUCUCGCCUACAAGCAGUUCAUCCCCAACGUGGCCGAGAAGACGUUGGGGGCGAGCGGCCGCUACGAGGGCAAAAUCACGCGCAACUCGGAGCGUUUUAAAGAGCUCACGCCCAACUACAACACGGACAUCAUCUUCAAGGAUGAGGAGAACACCGGCGCCGACCGGCUCAUGACUCAGCGUUGCAAAGACAAGCUGAACUCGCUGGCCAUCUCGGUGAUGAACCAGUGGCCCGGUGUCAAGCUGCGAGUCACCGAGGGCUGGGACGAGGAUGGCCAUCACUUUGAGGAGUCCCUCCAUUACGAGGGCCGGGCGGUGGACAUCACAACAUCGGACCGUGACAAGAGCAAGUAUGGCACCCUGUCGAGGCUGGCGGUGGAGGCCGGCUUCGACUGGGUCUACUACGAGUCCAAAGCUCACAUCCACUGCUCGGUGAAAGCAGAAAACUCCGUGGCGGCCAAGUCCGGGGGCUGCUUCCCGGCAUCUUCCACGGUGAUCCUCCGGGACGGCUCCACCAAGCCGGUGAAGGACCUCCAAAGCGGGGACAAAAUCCUGGCAGCAGACGCCGAGGGCAAGCUCCUCUUCACGGACUUCCUCAUGUUCAUCGACCGGGACUCGACCACGCGGCGGCUCUUCCACGUGGUGGAGACGGACGCGGGCCAUCGAAUCACAUUAACUGCCGCACACCUCCUCUUCGUGGUCAACAACUCCACCGAGGGCCGCGGAGCUUCGGCGGUGUUCGCCAGCGAGGUGCGACCGGGCCAGGAGGUGCUGGUGCCGGACGGCGAGCGCCUGAGGCCGGCGACCGUGGCGCGGGUGUCCACGGAGGAACACGUCGGCUCAUACGCGCCGGUGACCACGCAGGGCACGCUGGUGGUGGACCGGGUGCUCGCGUCCUGCUACGCCGUGGUGAGCAGCCACGAACUGGCGCACUGGGCCCUUGCGCCGCUCCGGCUCGCCUACUGGGUGUCCUCGGUGCUCUCCGCCGAGCAGGCCGGUAACUCUACGCACGAGGACGGCGUGCACUGGUACUCCAAAGUGCUCUAUCACUUAGGAACGUGGCUCUUGGACCCCCACUUCUUGCAUCCGCUCGGCGUGUCAAGCUGA
Messenger RNA from Nerophis lumbriciformis (worm pipefish), 1239 nucleotides. NCBI's taxonomy places the organism in Eukaryota, Metazoa, Chordata, Actinopteri, Syngnathiformes, Syngnathidae. The record is from RefSeq and is a predicted model, not a curated record.